Messenger RNA from Candida tropicalis MYA-3404, 1122 nucleotides. RefSeq names its product threonine aldolase family protein. Gene Ontology annotation, molecular function: L-allo-threonine aldolase activity. Gene Ontology annotation, biological process: L-threonine catabolic process; glycine biosynthetic process. Lineage: Eukaryota; Fungi; Ascomycota; Pichiomycetes; Serinales; Debaryomycetaceae. The transcript has a single exon. Gene Ontology annotation, cellular component: cytosol. The coding region runs from base 1 to 1122 and encodes 373 amino acids. The record is from RefSeq and is a predicted model, not a curated record.
AUGACAUUGGAUGAAGAAGAAGUUUUCAGCACUUUUAAUGAGUUCAGAAGUGAUACCUUUACUGUUCCAACCAGGGCCAUGAUUGAAGAUGGUUUCCUUAAUGCUACAUAUGGGGAUUCAGUAUAUCUUGAAGAUGAAGCUACUUUGAAAUUAGAAAGUAAAAUGUGUGAACUUACCGGUAAACCAGCAGCUUUGUUCUGUGUUAGUGGAACCAUGUCUAACCAAAUUGGUGUUAGAACAAACCUUGUCCAACCACCAUACAGUGUAUUGUGUGAUUAUCGUUCUCAUAUCUAUUUGCAUGAAGCGGCUGGGUUGGCUACUUUGAGUCAAGCCAUGGUUCAUCCAGUCAAACCAGCUAACGGAGACUAUUUAACUCUUGAAGAUAUCUUGGAUAACAUCACUUACGAUGAUGGAGAUAUUCAUGCUGCACCAACAAAAUUAAUCUCAUUGGAAAACACUUUGCAUGGGAUCAUAAUGCCAAUUGAAGAAAUUGAACGAAUUAGCAAGUUUUGUCGUGAACAUGAAAUCAGAUUACAUUUAGAUGGGGCUAGAUUAAUCAAUGCAUCAGUUGAAACUGGUAUCUCACUUAAAGAAUAUUGUCAAUAUUUCGAUAGUGUUUCGAUUUGUUUAUCCAAAUCACUUGCUGCACCAAUUGGAUCCAUCCUUGUUGGUGAUCAAAAAUUCAUUACCAAAGCCACUCAUUUCAAGAAACAACAAGGGGGUGGUAUAAGGCAAGCUGGGCUCAUGACAACCAUGGCUAUCCAUGCCUUGGAUUAUAAUACGCAAAAAAUCAAGAAAUCCCAUGAUAUGGCUAAAGAUGUUGGUAGAUUCUGUAAAGAACAUGGAAUUAUUCUUGAAUCUCCAGUUGAUACAAAUUUUGUAUUUAUUGACUUAAAAGCUAAUCGUAUGGAUCCAAAAUUGUUUGUUGAUUUGGGAAGAACUAAAUAUAAUGUUAAGCUAAUGGGAGGAAGAAUUGCAUUCCAUUUCCAAGUAAGCCGGCAAGCUGUAGAAAACCUCAAGGCUUGUAUUUUGGAAUGUUUUGAAUAUGCUCAAGAACAUCCACACAAGUAUGAUGGUAAAAACAACAAGAAGAUGUAUGAUUUCGAGGCAAUGAAAAAGUAA